CCUCCUGAGAGGAGCAGGCAGAGGUGGAGAGAGUCGCAUCUGCUCUACGUUCAACAUUUCCAGCGCUCCUUCAACUUGCAGCCAAGCCGAGCCAGCUACCUCCUGCCCGGCUGCGUCUGCCUCCUCCGCCCGGGAUUAGAGCACUGAGGACGGAACUGUGGCGCUCCGAGGACGCGGCAUUAGAAGUGAUGGCCUCAGCUGCGCAGCUGUGCCGGUGAUCCUGCCGCUGCACGUCGGGAAGAAGCAGAGACGCUGUGACAACCGACCUACCUUCCUCUCUCGCUCAACAACAACAACAAAAAAAAAAAAAGCAGAGAAGGAAAAAAAAGAAAACACCAGCAUAAACAAAUGCGACCAUGUACAGCGUGGAAGACCUCCUCAUCUCUCAUGGAUACAAGCUGCCCAAGCAUACCAACACCCCCUCGUCAACCCCUACCCCAGCCCCCGCAUCUUCAUCCCGCCAGGCUCCCUCAUCCUCACCGCCAUCCUACAGCAAACACCAUGAAAUCCUGGAGAACACGCCUGGCCCCAGGACAGUAAAUGGAUAUGAAAGAGGGCCCGGCAUGCCCUUUGGGAACAGUGGGGGACCCAGGCAGCCCCAAGCAUACGUCAGCGGCUGUCCCAACAACAACAACGAACCCAGGGACAGGAGCCAGUCCAGGCGGGAGGGCGAGAACAGAAGCCAAAUUGACACCCACUCACUGGGAGAGUCACUGACCUCAGACAGCGGGUUUUGCGAUGGAACCAGAGGUUCACAACCACAGUCCAAGGAUGUGGCAUACUGGAGGAGGAGAGGUCAGGACUUCACCGUGCUGCUGGAUUAUGCAGACUUCAGAGAUCCCCAUGGAGGAGCAGGGCAGGGGGGUUACAGCAGGCCAGAGGGUCCCCAACAAGCGAGAGGCCAGGAGUUGUCUGCAGAAGAUCGACAGAGGCUAGUCCAAGAAAGGCAACGCUGGGCAGCCCAGGCUCAGGCUCAGGCGCAGGCUCAGGCCCAGGUUCAGGCUCAGGCUCGUUCUAGAGAGAGAGAAGCAGCUCUCCAUCAGUGGAGGAUGGUAACUGAGAGGAAGUGCCAGAGCCUGGGGACAGACGAGUGGCGUCCAGCUGUUAGCUUUGCUCGCCAGCUUUCACAGAGUGAGGGUGAGCGCUGGACACAGGAGCAGCAGCGCCUCCAUGCCAGGACUCCAGAGGGCAUGGUAGUCCACCCCAGGACCAAAGCCAAAUCUCAGUCCCUGCCUAGGAUGGUGCAGCCUGAGAGCCUGCAAUAUGUGGACAUUGGAGGCCAGGAAUUGUACAGGCGGGUCAAUGGCCACCCACUGUCACACCACGACCUCUAUAGGGCACCCCGCUGGCCAGAAAAUGGCAGGCCAGCUAGUGCAAACCAACUUUCAGUGACACCAAAGCCCCGCUUCACCCGACCCCCCAGACCUCCCUCCUAUGAGAUGCACCAGCAGAUCAGGGGAAGCUGUGAGGUGCUGUCUGGGAGAAACUCUGUGAUCUCCCAGGCAAGGGACAGGACACCACUUCCCAUAUCAAGGACAGGUAACCCACAACUGGACUAUUUUGCACAAGACUCUGGACCUCCAGGAUACAUCCCUCCUCCGUCAUAUAAAAGAGCUCCUUUAAUGGGAGGUGGCCGUCGGGGAUAUGGGGAAAUUACUGUUGACUACAGGUACCGAGGGGAUGUGUACCAGCAGAUUCAUGUGGCUCCAGAUGGAUCUCACUGGUUUACCAGACAUCCAGCUGAUCCCUGGACCGACCCCCAGAGUGGGAGGAUCAUACCUGGUCAGAAACAGUUGUACCCUGUGUACACUACCCAGGAACACCCUGGUGGAGGAAUCCAGUACAUCCCCUUUGAUGACCCCCGCAUCCGCCAUAUUUCCUCAGCCCUUGGUGGCAACUCCCUAACAGAUGCGGACAAGAUCCGCCACAUCCGCAAUGAGCUUCCCAGUGUCACCGUGUCGGAGCCUGCACCCGACGACAGUGCCUUCUUGCCCCCGCCAUUGGGGCCUUUCAUCUCUGCCAAACUGGCCGACGAUGCUAACAAGACGUCUUCUAGCGACUUCGACAAUGACAAUAACAGGUGGCACAGUGAUUUGCACAAAGAAACUGUAGAUAACUUCCCAGCAACUGACCAAAACUGCAACAACAGAUAUCCCAAAAAUCCACGCCCUCCUCCAUCUCCGUCUUCAGCCUUCCAGGCCCCGUUAAUAAGGAGUGCUUCUCACCUGGGAACGAGUUCAGAAACCAUUACCCAAGUGAAGAAAAUUGCCCCAGAUUCAGUGCCAGAAAUCAACAGGAACACUAAGAGGAGAGUGAGUGAGACCAUCUUCUGCCUUGUGUCUGUCCCUGUUCACACACCAACUAUCAUUCACAAAGACUCAGAUCAGAACAACAAUGAGACAGCACCAAACCUGACCGUCACCAACACAAACACUUUCGCUGUAGGCCUCAGAGAGAGCCCGAAUGUUCGGAGCAGGUCGGUGAAUGAAAUGCCCAUCAAACACCACUACUCUCACUAUCACACCAGCAGCACAUCCUCAAUGAGGAAUUACAAGAGGGCUCCUCUAAGGAAGGAGAUUAUAGAUGCCUGGGCACUUCAAGCCAGGGAAGACAAGGAGUUAUGCUACUCUGGGUCCUGGCCUGGAAACCAGUACCGUAAUCAGGAAACCCAAACUGGCUCACCUUUGUCAGUGGUAAAAAGUCCAGAACCCCAGAGUCCACCUGGUGAACAAGACCCUGUUCAGUCCAUUUCAGAGCCAACAACUGCCGGGACAGACACUAGCUCCUCUUAUAGCUAUCCGAUGGCAGGCCAGAAAAACCUUCACCUCUCCAACAACAGCGCCUUUUCUCGACUCAGCCCAACACAAUCAUCGUCACAUCAACCCUCACCAAGAGAAUCAUCCUCCCCAUUGAAGGCCCAGGAUCUAAGGGAUCAGCCAUCAUCUCCAAGGAAGAGCAACUCCAGUCCAGAGAGCUCAGAGCAAGUGGCUUUUGGCCAGUUCCUCUUAAAGCCGGUGAACCGACGGCCCUGCGAUGCAAUCGGUGAACUGGAGAGCAUAAAUAAGGAGAUGGAGGACACGAUCAGCAAGCGACCCAAUGGAGGUCUUUUCACUAGCGGUCCUGAACCGGGCAGGGAAGCAAUCAGUCUUCCACCAAUGCACACAGAAAAACCCUGUAGUAUGAAAGUCAGAUCAAAAUCCUUGGCUUCCACUGCUGAUCUUGACUCCAUGGACUUGAAGAGCUCUUUCGCCAGGCCACAGGCCAACAACAUACCACCAUCACAUGAGCUAUCCAAACUAUCAAACCCAGGCCUCAAAGAUAGUGUGCUCCUGCCUUUGCUAACCCCAAACAAUGAGUCAAACCGUCUCUAUAGACAGGACAUCCCAGUUCCUCAAGAGUCUUUGCAGAGGGAUGUGGGGUUAACUGUCUACACAGAGACCCCUGGUGGUCCAGGGGAGCCAAUAAAGCGUUCACUCUCAGUCCCUUCCCCGCUCGAUCAUAAGGAGUUGAGUCAGUCAGUGCAGCCCUCGUGGGAGAGCAGGACGUCACUUGUUAAAAAUAAUAGUAGCCCUGAGCACAACACAAAUAAGGAACUUGAAGCUGAGGUUGAAACAGAGGGAAAGGCUAAAUCAAGCAGUGUUUUCAGGGGGGAGGUGAAUUUAAGUAUCUGCAGAAGUAGAAGUGAAAGCAGUAGAUCACCUAAGAAAGAGGGUUCACCACGCAUCAGCAGACUGACCAGGGAGGUUUCUUUCAUGCUUGAGAAUGUUGACAGCGAUGAAAGAUACUCUCUCUCUGAACCUAUGACGUACAAGAAUGAGUCAACCAUUGCAGACAAGCACCUGGAAAGCUUACUGAUUCAAGAGAAAGCCAAUUCUUUACCUGCAGAGGACCUUAGUAACCUGUACGAAGUCAAAUGUGCAAAAGGUAUUCCUGAAAAUGAGUCCAUUGAGGAGAGGGCUGCUCGAAUCCUGGGCAUCGCUGUUCCAGUGGAGGCCUUGGGCGUGGCUGACAAGGAGUCAGAGGACAACCAAGAUGAGAACGACACCACUGUAGAUGGAGGACUACAAAAUCAAGGAGAAGAGACACAGCAGGUGAUAAAAGAGACAGCGCAAGUCAAAGAGGAGUCCCUGGUUGAUCAGGGAGCUGAGAUAGAUAAGGCUAAGGAGACAGAUUUAGAUCAUGAAGACAAACAAAAGCACAGCAGUGAUGGUGCAGCUGAUGAGGACGCUGAAGGCCAGUCCCUGGUGGUACUGGACCUGCCUGAGUUCCCACCCAGUAAGCUUCCCUUGUCCCUACCUGUUGCCACUGAUGAGAAGUUCUCACUCAGCAUUUGUCAUGUGGAGAAAAAGGGGCGAAGUGGAACAUGCAAACUAAUAGAAUCCCUCCAAGACAAGCUAAAUGCUUCUACAUCUUCAGCUGCUACAUCUCAGGGCAGGACAACCCCAGAAAGGAUGGCUCGUCUUAAAGAGCUGGACUCAGUGUCUCGAAUACGACGUCUGAGUCUCAAAGGCUCAGAGUCUGAGGAGAAGGAAACCAGCAGAGAGGAAAGUGAAGUUCAGGAAGAGACAAGGGAGGAAGACGCAAAGCAAGGAGAACAGGAAAGUGUUCCAAAGCCCGAGGAAGAACAAAGAAAGGAAGUGGAAAACCAAGAUGAAAAUGAAAAUGCACACGACUCUCUACAGGACCAGUCAGGGGAUCCAGAAGAAAAUUGUAACUCUAAAGAGGUAACCAAUGAAGAGAUAUAUGAAGAACCACAGAGACAAGAAGCAAAGACAGAAGAGAAUGUUGAGAUUGCACUAAGACAAGACAAUGAGAAGAACGAGGAAGGCAGUAUUGAAGUACAUGCAGGCCAUGAAGGAAUAGAAGAAGCCGAUGAAUUUAAAACAGAAAAUGAAGAGAAAAACAAAGCAGACAUUGUAUCUACAGUAGAAAAUGUAGAUCAUAAAGAAGAAAAUAUUGAAUUAAAAACAGAAAAUGAAGAGCAUAAAGAAGCUGAAUUAAAAACAGAAAAUGAAGAGCAUAAAGAAGAUGCUGAAUUAAAAACAGAAAGUGAAGAAAACAAAGAAGUAGAUGUUGAAUUAAUGACAGAGGUAGAUGAAGUAUCGAAAGCAGAAAAUGAAGAGAAAAAGAAAAACGUGGAAUUGAAAAAAGAAAAUAAAGAUAAAACCGAGGUAGACGUUGAAAUCAAAGCAGGAACUGAAGAGAAAAAUGCAGAAGAGAAUGAAUUAAAAGCAGAAGAGCCAGAAGAACAGGUGGGGCUGAAAAUUGUGGAGGAUGACAAAGAAAAGCCUUCGGAGAAGACAACAGACAGACAGAAAACAACAGCAGUCACUAAGGCCAACACAACACAAGGGGCAGGGGGGAAAAAGUUACCUAAACCGAAGCAGCGCACCAGGCUCCAGAAGCCACCUUUGCUUCCAAAACCACGCAGUGUUCCCAAGAGAGAAAUAACACUGCCACUCAGCUUCAGCACUGGGACCUGUGGCCCCUCGAAUCUGGAGGAUGAGGACAUGCUCUCUGUCUCAGACUCCUACGACCCCAGUCGAGUGGAACGAGUGUGACCCCUGACUCUGCCUUCACCACUGUGGAAAUCGGUCUUUCUCAAGUUAACAGCUUUUUCCAACAACAAAGACUUUCAUCUCACCUCACGGCUCAGUCAGCUGUGACCCUCCAAUAUUGUUAUUUCUUACAGAACUGACUGUCCUGGUGCUGCGAGAGCAUUGUUAUAGCCAAAUAAAGGCGCCUCCCGGUGCCGAUUCUCCGGGCCUUUUCAACCAUGACUCCCUUGUCCUUCCAUUUUCUCUCCACCUCUCCAAAAAGUUUAUUUGCUCAACAAAUGGACAGUGAAGUUGUCUUAUUUUGCUUCUGGAAAAAUGCAUGUCAUUCUUCCCGUCUGCACUUUGGCUCCUUCUUGAGCUUGGGUGUUGAAAUAUGAAUGUAAAAGUGCUUCUGCUUCACAAACUAAAGUAAUGUAACAAAAAAUAAGGCAACAGUAUUGCAUUACAAUCAGUAUUAACCUACACCAAAUGUAAAUAAGACAGAGUUAUAAGAUUUUAUGAAGAAUAUAAAAUUCAGUUUAAUUGCUGAAGAAAUGUAUAUUUUCAUAUCUGUUAAGAAAAGACUAGAUUUUUUUGGAAGUGUAGUCUUUGGGUGUAUUACUAAUAAUGAAACCCUGUGCUCUUUAUUCUUAUACUUGUGUGAUAGAGAAUGUACUCCGAGAGCCUGGAUGCAAUGAGAAACACUGUGGUCCGUGAAUAGUUUCACUUAAGAGCAAUAUAGUCGUCGUAUGUGGGAUGUUUGUGACAUGAUUCGAGUAGUAAGUCUCCAUUUCACGGAGCUCAUCCCAUUUAAACGUCUGCUUUAAAGCUCUACCUUUUGGUACAAGUGUUGGAUUUGCACUGCUGAGAUUAUUGGCUUUAUGUUACCAGUGAGCACCCUAAUAAUCUCUUCAAAUACUCAGAGAUUACACUCGGAGGAUUCAUGUUCACCCCCUCCCUGUUCUCGGCGCCGUCACUCUCAGCAUCAGCAGUCACAACGUGUAUCAGAAACGUCUGACGUGCCAUUUUUGUUCAUCCUCAUACUAUUGAAAAAAAUCUAUAUUUUGUGGCAUUAACAGAAGUCUAUAUUUAACCGUGAAGUUCUUCUUUUCCUUUAGUCACAUCUUAGUUCAUGUGUGAUUUCUGAAGUGCUUUUUUGCAGGAAAUGAUAGAUGUAGCUAUAUCGAUCGCAGUGUGCCUUGUACACACUGUUUCUGUGGAGAACUAGUAUUUUUGGUUCAGGUUUACAAACCCUCAUUUAAACUGGACGUCAGUAUUUCAUCUCUAGUUGAAACAUUGGGGCUGUUCUGGCAAUAAUAAUGUAGUUUAGCCGAAGAAGCUUAGUAUUGAUACUGUAAAGAACAACUCUGUGAGGGUACCGCUCACAGUAUUCCACCAUGUUCAGUAGUAUACAUAUCAGUGCUUUAUAAGUUGUGGGCAUAACUGGCAAUUGGUUUACACUCACGUCACUUAUGGGGUAGCAAUACACGCUAAUACAAACACAUACCAAACCAAACUUUAUGCUAUGCAUUUGGACAUCUACAUUUACUGGGUUUGACACCAAAUUCAAAGCUAGAACUGCAGCUUCUGUAUGCUCGUUAGACCCCGUCACUCUCUGGUCCAGCUGUAUUUGACAUUGUUGGAUCUGGUGUUAGACUUGCAUGGAAGAAUCUCUGACUGGAGUUCAAACACAAAGUUUUGUCUUUGUCCUGUUACCAGCCCAGUACCCGUACCUCUGUGUUCCAGGUAAUUAUGGUGUUAUCUGGUCAUCCUUGUAGGUCUUUUUGUACUGCAAGUUCUUUGUAACAUGAUAUAGACUAUUGGUGCACAUCUUGCUUUGAUAUUUUCUAUUUUCAUACAGAAGUAUGUACAGCUUCUUUUGUAUGCGCAACAUCUUUUUUUCUUCUUUUCUGGUGCAUGAGAUGCGUAAGAAGUCACAGAGAGAAGGUGUAUUUGCAUAUAAUUGCAUUUGGUACUAUAUAGUCUAUCCAAUAAACAACUGUUAUAUUUCAUAUAAUGUAUAUUUUAUUUUCAAAAAGUUAUGCUACAUAUUUAAAAAGGUAUUUUUAGAUUAUUGUGAAAAGGGAACUGUUUGUGAAGGCACAGUAUUUGUCUACAUUUGAUCAUUAAGAAUGAUCAGAAUUGGAGACAAAUGUGUGCUAAUGUACAGUACAGCAGAGUAUUCAUAAAUAAAAGU
Cheilinus undulatus (humphead wrasse) is the source of this 7734-nucleotide messenger RNA. RefSeq names its product junctional cadherin 5 associated a (gene jcada). Gene Ontology annotation, cellular component: ruffle membrane; adherens junction. Gene Ontology annotation, biological process: positive regulation of blood vessel endothelial cell proliferation involved in sprouting angiogenesis. NCBI's taxonomy places the organism in Eukaryota, Metazoa, Chordata, Actinopteri, Labriformes, Labridae. The coding region runs from base 357 to 5561 and encodes 1734 amino acids. The transcript is spliced from 5 exons. The record is from RefSeq and is a predicted model, not a curated record.